This is a messenger RNA of Kluyveromyces marxianus DMKU3-1042, 3795 nucleotides long. RefSeq names its product ATP-dependent RNA helicase ECM16 (gene ECM16). Gene Ontology annotation, cellular component: intracellular anatomical structure; nucleolus. The record is from RefSeq and is a predicted model, not a curated record. NCBI's taxonomy places the organism in Eukaryota, Fungi, Ascomycota, Saccharomycetes, Saccharomycetales, Saccharomycetaceae. Bases 1 to 3795 code for a protein of 1264 amino acids. The transcript has a single exon. Gene Ontology annotation, molecular function: ATP binding; RNA binding. Gene Ontology annotation, biological process: maturation of SSU-rRNA from tricistronic rRNA transcript (SSU-rRNA, 5.8S rRNA, LSU-rRNA).
AUGGGUACUUAUAGGAAGAGAUGGAAUGAAAAGGCGCGUGCUGGGCAGAUGUCCAAGUUGAAAGAGUUGAAAAGGGUAAGAAAUAAGCAGUUUACCCGAGCAGCAGCAGCGGAUUCUGAUUCUGAGAAUGAUUCUGGUUCAGAUAAUGAUGAUUCUGGUUCAGAUUUAGAGUCAAAGAAGGUGCCUGAGGACACAAAUGUUGCGGUUUUGAAGCCUCUUACUGAGGAAGAGAAGCUAGAGAAGAAGCGUAAGUUGGAAGAGUUAUUCACUCCUAAGGAGACUAAGAUUUCGCGGACAAAAAAGAAGAGAUUGGAGAAGUUUAUCGAGCAUCAAUUGAAGAGAGAAGAAAAAAAGGUUUUGAUUGAGAAGCUUCAGGAUUACAAAAUAGAUACCUCUCUUUUGACGAGUUCUAAGAACCUUGGUCACGGACGGAAAACGAAGAGACAAGAGAUAGAGGAGGCUUUGAAGCUUGAAAAGCAGGGAUUGGCAGAUGAAAAGACCAAGGAGAUUCUAUAUGAUGAGGUAGAGGUGAAAGAUUGGUAUGCUGACCAUCCUGAUAGUGCUGGCGAGUCAGAUCGUGAGGAGGAGGACGACGAGUUUUCGGAAGUAAAAUCGGGUGGAUUCGUUGAUAACAGACCUAGUAAAUUCGGCGGUUCUGGUUUCGGUUUCGGUUUUGCUAAUGCGAAGGUUGUUACUAAGAAGACGCCAAAGAAGAAGUACAACUGGAGACAAAAAGUGGAGCAAGAAGAGCGUAAGAGACGAAAACAGGAUGAUGAUCAGGACUUCUCUUCCAGUGAGGAUGAGGAUGAGGAUGAGGAAAGCGAAAAUGAAGACUCUGUAGAUGUAUCAUCAGAAAAUAAUGAAUCAUCAAGCGGUGAUGAAGAACAAGAGGAAUCUGACGAAGAAGAGGAAGAAGAGGAAUCAAAAACCACAGUUGCUGAGGAAUUCAAACAAUGGGCUAACCAGGAGAUUAAAAAACUUGAAGGAAGAGACGUAGAAGCAGUAAUGCCAAAAUUGGACAUCAAAGUCGAGAGGACUGAAAGAAUAGAGGAUAUGGAUGAUGGUUUACAAGGUGAUAACUUCAAUGUCGAUGAGAAUCUAAAACGUAAAGCAUUUUAUGUGAAAGUUCAGAGGUCUGAUGAGGUUCAGCUAGUUAGAACCGCACUUCCAGUUUUCGCUGAAGAGUAUAGAAUUAUGGAAGCUAUUAACCAUAAUGAUGUAGUUAUCAUUUGUGGUGAAACAGGUUCUGGUAAAACUACACAAGUACCGCAGUUCUUGUAUGAGUCCGGUUAUGGUAAUUCCUCAUCUGCUGACACUCCUGGCAUGAUAGGUAUUACUCAACCCAGAAGAGUUGCUGCGGUUUCCAUGGCUAACCGUGUUUCUAAUGAAAUGGGUGAUCAUGGUGAAUAUGUUGGAUACCAGAUUCGUUUUGACUCUUCCACCAAACAGGACACCAGAAUGAAAUUCAUGACUGAUGGUGUUCUUUUAAGAGAAAUGAUGAACGAUUUCAAACUUACGAAAUAUUCUUCAAUUAUCAUUGAUGAAGCUCAUGAACGGAAUAUUAACACAGAUAUCCUAAUUGGUAUGUUAAGUCGAUGUGUUAGACUACGUGCAAAAGAACAUGCUCAGGAUCCAGUCAAAAACAAAAAGUUAAAGCUAAUUAUCAUGUCCGCUACUUUAAGGGUUUCGGACUUCAGUGAAAAUCCAGCAUUAUUCCCUACACCACCACCAGUGUUAAAGGUUGAUGCAAGACAAUAUCCAGUGGCAGUUCACUUUAACCGUAAAACUAAAUUCGAUUAUGCCGAAGAAGCAUUCAGAAAGACCUGUAAAAUCCAUCAAAGAUUGCCUCCUGGGGCUAUCCUAGUGUUUAUGACUGGUCAGCAGGAAAUUACCCACAUGGUUAAAAGGUUGCGUAAAGAAUUCCCAUUCCCCAAGAGACAAAGCUUAAUUCAAAAAGACAAUAUUCCAACAGUGAGAGUAGAUGCAGCAACUGCAGAUGUUGAAGCUGAAGAUGUUGAUUUCAGUGUCGCGGUCAAAGAGGAGAUGCAGUUUGAAGAAGACUUGCCCUCGGAUGAAGAAGGUUCAGACGCGGAAGAGGAAGAGGAAGGUUUCGAAGAAACUUUGGAAGAAGGACAAACCGAUAGAGACCCAUUAUAUGUUCUUCCAUUGUAUUCUUUGCUACCUACUAAAGAACAGAUGAAGGUUUUCAGAGAUCCUCCGCCAGGUUCUAGAUUGUGUGUUGUUGCUACUAACGUUGCAGAAACAUCUUUGACAAUCCCUGGUGUUAGAUAUGUCGUGGACUGUGGUAGGUCUAAAGAACGUAAAUUUGACGAGACUACUGGUGUUCAAAGUUUCGAAAUUGACUGGAUCAGUAAGGCAUCUGCAGACCAAAGAAGUGGUAGAGCUGGUCGUACAGGUCCUGGUCACUGUUAUCGCUUGUACUCUUCUGCUGUUUAUGAAAGAGAUUUUGAGCAGUUCUCAAAACCUGAAAUUUUGCGUAUGCCUGUUGAGAGUAUUGUUCUUCAGAUGAAGAGUAUGGCAAUUCAUAACAUCAUUAACUUCCCAUUUCCAACUCCUCCAGAUCCAUCUGCACUAGCCAAGGCGCAAAAGCUUUUGCAGUAUCUAGGUGCACUAGACAACAACGAAAGAAUAACUGAGGACGGUAGAGCUAUGAGUUUAUUCCCAUUGAGUCCAAGAUUUGCCAAGAUGCUUCUAGUUGGUAAUGAAAACGACUGUCUAAAGUACGUCGUCACAAUUGUCAGUGCUCUAUCAGUUGGUGAGCCAUUCUUAUCGGAACAAGAGCUUGGUAUCUCUAGCUUUAUCCCUGAUGCUAAUGCAUCUAAUAAGGAGAACGCAAACAAAGAUGAAGAUGAUGAUGAAGACGUGAAAAGAUCCGUAGUCGAAGAUCCAGUAGACCACGAGGCUGAAGAGAGAAAGAGAGCACUUCGUACUAGAUACAUCAAGAGUAGUAUGAAGUUCAAUAAGCUCGAUAAGUUUAGCGAUGUUUUAAGGCUCCUAAGUGCCGUCUCAGCACUUGAUUACAUUCCUAAGGAACAGCAUUACUCUUUUAUGCAUAAAAAUUUCUUAAGAGAAAAGACCAUGGAAGAAAUCCUAAAACUCAGGAAGCAAGUCAUGUUUAUCAUAAAAUCUGUCACAUCAAAGGAAAGUGUUGCUGUUCAAGUCAAGGAUGAAGAUCUGAAGAGCUCCGUCCCUACAGAAACCCAAAUAAAAUUACUAAAGCAAAUGAUAACAGCAGGGUUUAUCGAUCAAGUGGCUAUCCGUGCCGAUCAACUUUUCCCAGAAGAUGUAACGAUCAACAAAAGCAACAUAUCGAGUAUACCUUAUGUGCCAGUUCUUGCUGAGAAAACUUCGGAAGUUGAGGAUCUAUUUGUCUACAUUCACCCAAAUUCUAUCCUCAACCAAUGCGGGGAACAACCACCAAAAUACUUGGUUUUCCACUCUUUGCAUAUCAACAGUAACAACGAAAGAGCUAAAACAAGAAUGAAAACAUUGUGUGACAUAAAAAGCACACCGCUAGCAAACGUAGCCAGAAAAGGCUCAUUGCUCACUUACGGGAAACCGAUCACGGGCCAAGGUCUAAAACCAAUCGACAUUUCUCCCACAGAAAGAUACUGUUACGUCGUACCUAGGUUCGGCUCUCCCAACGAUAGUGAUAUCAAAAUUGGUUGGGAACUUAACCCAAUUCCUGUGCAUCAAGUGAAAGAGCAUGGUGUAUGGACGGUUAAAAAGCUUCUAACUCCAAAGGCUUUCAAAAGUCACCAAGUCAAGCAUUAA